Molecule: messenger RNA, 638 nt
Organism: Gadus morhua (Atlantic cod)
Lineage: Eukaryota; Metazoa; Chordata; Actinopteri; Gadiformes; Gadidae
Gene: dnaaf19
Product: dynein axonemal assembly factor 19
Exons: 3
Coding region: 202-534 (110 amino acids)
Biological process (GO): inner dynein arm assembly; determination of left/right symmetry; epithelial cilium movement involved in extracellular fluid movement
Cellular component (GO): outer dynein arm
Source: RefSeq, a predicted model, not a curated record
AGGCGGGCUCCCGCGCCUGGUUGUCAUGGCGACGUUUGUUUGACUUUCGGCUUCGUGUAGAGUUGAAAGUAUAACAUAAGGUUCGUUUCAACUACAUUAACCAGUAUUAACCCGUAUUAACCUGGUUUCAACCUGGUGUCAACCUGGUAUUAACCGGUAUCAACCUGCUCUCCAGCUGUUGGAACCGUCCUAUACGUCGACAUGAGCCGGUGCCCGGUCGGGGAGGUGCAGGAGGUGCAGGAGGAUGUGCAGGAGGAGCUGAUCGACUUCCGCUCCCUGGACAGAGAGCUGCUGGCCGCGGUGCGCGAGGAUCAGAAAGGACGCAGAGAGAACGCCGCGAAACUCCGCGCGACGUCGCAGCGGCUCGCGACCUACGAGGAGUUCAGGGAUAUUGUUCUGGCCUGUCACCUGAAACCUUUGGACCAGAAGGAGAAAAGAGGAACUGGCAGACAGACCUGGAACCCAUGGUGUCCCCUAGCAACCACUCCCCAUCCGUCUCCUAGCAACCAUCCCUCAUCCCCACCUGUCCCCUAGCAACCAUCCCUCAUCCCCACCUGUCCCCUAGCAACGACCCCCUUCCCGUUGCCAGGUGACCUUAUGAUGGGAGGAUAAUUGGAUUAAACUGUAUUAAUUCAUGA